ACUGAUCCCAGAGCAGAAUGUCUCGGCAUCACUGCCGUGAGAACUGAAGAUGAUCUGACCGGUGUUUCCUGCUCAUGGAAAGUAAUGGAGGUGAAUGCUCCGAGAGGAAAGGAACACUCUUGGCCAAUAAUGUUCUCGCGCUGAUCGCUGCUCUCCUGUUGGGUCUUGGGGAAACGGCCGGCUCUUUUGAGAUGCUCAUUAUUGGUCGCUUCAUCAUUGGCAUGGACUCAGGUGUGUCUCUGAGUGUGUUGCCGAUGUAUCUAGGUGAGAUUUCUCCACGGCAGGUUCGUGGUUUCAUUGGUCAGUUUCACUCCAUCUUCAUUUGUCUGGGUGUUUUUAUUGGACAGGUGUUGGGCUUACCUGAGAUAUUUGGACAGGAAAGCAGAUGGAACUUUCUGUUUGGGUUCCUCGCUGUUCCAGCGAUGCUGCAGUUGUGUGUUCUGCCGUUUCUGCCCGAGAGUCCAAGAUUCCUGCUGAUGGAACGACGAGAUGAGGCUCGGGCCGAGAGAGUGCUCUGGAAAGGAACACUCUUGGCCAAUAAUGUUCUCGCGCUGAUCGCUGCUCUCCUGUUGGGUCUUGGGGAAACGGCCGGCUCUUUUGAGAUGCUCAUUAUUGGUCGCUUCAUCAUUGGCAUGGACUCAGGUGUGUCUCUGAGUGUGUUGCCGAUGUAUCUAGGUGAGAUUUCUCCACGGCAGGUUCGUGGUUUCAUUGGUCAGUUUCACUCCAUCUUCAUUUGUCUGGGUGUUUUUAUUGGACAGGUGUUGGGCUUACCUGAGAUAUUUGGACAGGAAAGCAGAUGGAACUUUCUGUUUGGGUUCCUCGCUGUUCCAGCGAUGCUGCAGUUGUGUGUUCUGCCGUUUCUGCCCGAGAGUCCAAGAUUCCUGCUGAUGGAACGACGAGAUGAGGCUCGGGCCGAGAGAGCAUUCCAGGUGUUUCUGGGUCGUACUGACGUGUCUCGUGAGCUGGAGGAGGUUCACGCUGAGAGCCGAGCUCAGAGCACACAGCGGGCGGCGGCGGCGCUGGAUUUGCUCCGGAAGCGAGCGGUCCGCUGGCAGCUCAUCACCGUGGUUGUGGUCAUGAGUUGUUAUCAGCUCUGUGGACUCAACGCUAUCUGGUAUUACACCAACGGCAUCUUUGAGGAUGCUGGAUUUACAAAGUCCCUCAUUCCCUACAUCACGCUCAGCACGGGCGGCAUCGAGACGCUGGCGGCCAUCAUAUCGGGUUUAGUGAUCGAGAGAGUUGGACGCAGGCCGUUAAUAAUCUUUGGCUUUUCAGCGAUGGCUGUCUGCUUCAGUCUUCUGACAGUCUUCCUGAAUUUUCAGGAUCGAUUCUCAUGGAUGCCGUAUCUCAGCUUUGUCUCCAUUCUCGCUCUGAUUGCUUCUUUCUGCUCUGGCCCAGGUGGCAUCCCGUUUGUUUUGACUGGUGAACUUUUUGAACAGGCCAAUCGUCCGGCUGCGUUCAUGAUCGCUGGAACGGUGAACUGGCUGGCAAACUUUGCUGUAGGACUCCUGUUUCCCUUCAUACAGGAGGCGCUGCAGACGUUUGCCUUCCUGCUGUUUGUGGUGGUGUGUGUGGCCGGUGCCGUUUACCUGCUCCUCGUUCUGCCAGAGACCAAAAACAAAACCUUUAUGGAGAUCAGCCAGAGUUUUGCCAAGAUGAACGGAGUGUCGGAUCAGACGGACACAGAGAUGCAGGACGCUCUGGAGCGCAGCGGACGCCAGCAGACCGACACACACGCAGCCAACAGCAUCAAACACACUGACACGGAAAUGGAAAAUUCAUUCUGAAGAGUUUGUACUGCAGAAUAACUUUAAAAACACAACAACAGCUGAGUGUGACGCUGCGAACGAAUGUGAACUCCGAAGAGAUUCUGAUGUUCGGUUUAAAGUCAUCAGUAGAUUUUUAUUUGACAUCAGUUGAGAAACAUUAUCAUAUGCGUGUUUCCUUCUUCAGACUAAAUUCCUCAGAAAACACAAAGUGUUUAACCAGAAUGUCUGUUGUUUUAUAAUAAUUCAAUUCAAUAACUCAAAGCGCUUUACAGCAAACCAUAAGAACACCGUACAAAGAUAAAAGUUAUUCAAUAAACAAUACAACAUAACAUGAAUAAUCAAGUAAAAGCAAUCGUAAAAUAAAAUGUUUUAAGAAGAGAUUUAAAAAUAAUGUUGGUUUAAUUUAAUUAUGGUGGUUUUGAAAGUGUGUGUGUAGGAAUUCUUUAAAAUAAUAAAAUUCACAGCGAUAGAACUGAUGAUCUUUGGGUCCUGAUUCUGCAGAACAUCAUGAAAUUAAAAACUCAUUCUUCCCAGAGGUCCUCUCAAUUUCAAUUUAAAAGAGCAAUGUGGGAUGUUUAGGAGGAUCUAUUGACAAAUACAAUAUAAUAUACAAAACUCGGCACUAGGGUGAUGACACUAAGUACUAAUGGGCAGUCGUGGCCUAAUGGUUAGAGAGUCGGACUCGUGACCAGAAGGUUGCCGGUUCAAUUCCAGGGUAACGACUGAGGUGCCCUUGAGCAAACCUACUUGCUCCCCGGGCGCUGCAGUGAUAGCUGCCCACUGCUCCGGGUGUACGUGUGGUCACCACUUGCUGUGCGUGUGAUCACUACUCUCUGGAUGGGUUAAAUGCAGAGGUCACAUUUCGGGUAUGGGUCACCAUAUCUGACUAAUAGGUCACUUUAAUGAAUCUAACCAACCCCCAUGAGUCUUAAGAUGUUAAGAUACAGAGUUAUAGGGCUUACUAAACGGUUGCUGGGCUAAUGUAUUUGGUUGCUAUGGGCGUGGCUUGGCAUAUGCCAACUGAUGAUGCUUCAACCCACAAGUGAAACAAACCAACCCCCAUCUCUCUAUGAUGUUCUGAUGAAGAGAUGUAGGUGUUGUUAAACGGUUGCUAAGUUAAGAUGUUUUGUUGCUAUGGGCUGCUAUGGGCUUCGUGGCUUAAUGAACU
Messenger RNA from Triplophysa rosa, 2937 nucleotides. RefSeq names its product solute carrier family 2 member 9, like 2 (gene slc2a9l2). Bases 75 to 1787 code for a protein of 570 amino acids. Gene Ontology annotation, biological process: monosaccharide transmembrane transport. NCBI's taxonomy places the organism in Eukaryota, Metazoa, Chordata, Actinopteri, Cypriniformes, Nemacheilidae. Gene Ontology annotation, molecular function: hexose transmembrane transporter activity. Gene Ontology annotation, cellular component: membrane. The record is from RefSeq and is a predicted model, not a curated record. The transcript has 14 exons.